AUGGCCGACCCAGCAAAAGAGCCGGGCAAUUGGACGGAGCAUACGCACAGUGAUGGCAGGCGAUACUACUACAACAAGGUCACGAAGCAGUCCAGUUGGGACAAGCCGGAGUGCUUGAAAAAUGCUGAUGAGAAACUGAAUACAACCAGCUGGAAAGAGUACAAGACUGCUGAUGGGCGGGACUAUUACUACAACCCCAUCACCAAGCAGAGUGUCUGGGAAAUGCCUGCGGAGCUAAAGCGCUUGAGGGGGCUGGCCAAGGAAGACGAGAGCGACGAUGAAAAAGACUCAAAGCCGAAAAAGCAGGAAAAGGAGCCGGAGUGGAACACCCCCGAGGAAAGGCGGAACGCCUUCAGACAGUUGCUCGAAGAUCGGGGCAUCAAGAGCAACAUGAAGUGGGAGGAUGCCUUGAAGCUGAUCCAGGAGGACAGGAGAUUCGUGGCCUUGACUGCGGCUGGAGAGAGGAAGCAGUGCUUCGCUGAGUACAUUACUCAGUCCAAGAAGCGUGAGAAGGAGGAAGAGCGCGAGAAGAGGAAAAAAGCCAAGGAUUCCUUCAUUGAUGCCCUGUCCGCCUGGAAGGACUUGAAGUUAACUACCAGGUACAAAGAUUCCGCAGAACACUUCUACAACGAGGAGUGGUUCAAACUCCUUGAGGAAGAUGAGCGGGUUGAAGUUUUUGAUGACUUCAUGGACGAAAACGAGAAGAAGGCCAAGGAAGACAGGAGAAAGAAAAGAAAAGAGUAUGUGGAAAAGAUAAAGGACAUCUAUACAAGCGAAGAGAAGAUCACUGUGCUGAGCCGCUGGCGCGACGUGCAGGACGCACUGCGCGACAACGAGUACUUCAAGUGGCUUUCCAAGCUUGAGGCCUUGACCUCCUGGGAGGAGUGGGUUUUGGAUACAGAAAAGGCUGAGCUGAAGGACAAGACCAAGGCGAAGUACCGCGCUGAACGCAAAAACCGUGAUGCUUUCCGAGACUUGCUGCGCGAGCAUGGGAAGGAAGGUAAGAUCACAUCCAGCACCUUUUGGGGUGACUAUGCCGAGGAGAAUGAUAUAGUCAAGGAUUCUCGGUACAUUGCCCUCAUCGCGCAGCCGGGCUCCACGCCUCAUGACUUGUUUGACGACUACUUAGAGGAGCUCGCAGACAAGUAUGCCCAGGACAAGACAAGGCUGAAGAAGCUUGCGAAGUCUAAGGGCCUAGUGAUCACUCAGAGCUCCACUUGGGAAUGGUUCAAGACCGAACUCAAGGAUGAAGCCGUGUUCAAAGAGAUCUCAGAAGAGGAUAGCAAGGCGCACUUCGAAAGCUUGGUCUCAAAAGCCAAGGAAGUAGAAGAGGAUGCUGACAAGGUGGCAAAGAAGAAUCGCAAGAAGUUUGUGGAGCUGCUGCAGAAGUCUCGGGAGAUCACGGCCAAGACGAGCUACGAGAAAGCUGGCAAGCUGUUGGGCUCAAGUCCCGCCUGGGAGGCCAUGGAGGACGCAACGCGCCGGCAGUGCUUCGACAUCUUUGUCGAUCAGCUGAAGAUUCAGUCGGGCGGAAAGGAGGAGGAAGAGAAGGAGGAGGAAGAAGAGGAGGAGGUCACUACGAAGAAGAAGGAGAAGAAAAAGGAAGGAAAGGCGACGAAGAAGAAGAAGCUAGACGAUGAAGAAGAGAAGGAUCCGCCACCCAAGAAGACAAAAAAGAAAAAGGAAGAGGAGGAUGAAGAGGCACCCAAGAAGAAGGCGCGCAAGAAGUGA
Symbiodinium pilosum is the source of this 1731-nucleotide messenger RNA. NCBI's taxonomy places the organism in Eukaryota, Dinophyceae, Suessiales, Symbiodiniaceae. The record is from the annotation of a GenBank genome assembly.